Molecule: messenger RNA, 3179 nt
Organism: Tripterygium wilfordii
Lineage: Eukaryota; Viridiplantae; Streptophyta; Magnoliopsida; Celastrales; Celastraceae
Product: probable DEAD-box ATP-dependent RNA helicase 48
Exons: 10
Coding region: 134-2590 (818 amino acids)
Molecular function (GO): ATP binding; nucleic acid binding; RNA helicase activity
Source: RefSeq, a predicted model, not a curated record
CAUCCUUUUAUGAAUUUUUUUCUUCUCCGAAAUAGCUUGAAACCGAAACAACCCUCAAAGCCCCUCAUAAACCCUUCCAUGUGCCGCAGUUAACCAUUCUCUGCUCUCUGCGUCUGCCCAAAACCCAAACAUCAUGUUCUUAUAUUCGUUAAUCCUGCUACAGCGCAGUAGAACCGUCUCCGACUGUCUCCGGACCCGUAUUUUAUCCCGGGCCAUGGGCGGCGGCCCCCGGACCUUUCCGGGUGGUCUCAACAAGUGGCAAUGGAAGCGACUUCACGAGAAGAAAGCUAAGGAGAAAGAGAAGCGCCUUCUCGACCAAGAGAAGCAGCUCUACCAGGCCCGAGUCCGAUCCCAAAUCCGGGCUAAACUCGCCGGCAAACCUGAGGAGCCAGGGGAUUCCGCUACUCAUGACCCAAUGUCCCCCAAGGACCAAAUCAAAGCCCUUGCUGAUCGAUUCGUGAAAGCGGGAGCCGAAGACCUGUGGAACGAGCAUGAUGGUCCGUUGAAAACGCCACCUCCAAAUCAACGGCCGGGAUCGGUUAGGGGGUACCAACAGCCUGGUUCCAUCAGUUCUCCACUUGAUGUGAGCAGAUUAAUAUUAGAGAAUCGCAAUUUAGGGAGCAACAGCAAAAAUGUAAUGAAUUCUACUAAUGUGAAAAUUAAUGGUUUUGGUUGUGGAAAUGUUAGGGAUUAUUCGGUGCAGAGUGAGAGGAGAUUUGGCAGAAAUGGGAGUUCAGAGAGCAAAACAGAUUUUUCUUUUGAUUCAAAGGGCGUUUAUUUGAAGAAAUCUUCGAGUAGUUGGGAAAGUAAUCACGAAGAAGCAAAUAAUUCGAGUGAUGAGAAUGCUUAUAUGAGGCAUGGGAGAUCAUCAAUGCAGAGGGGAAGGAGGUUUCGUAGAAAUGAGAACACUUCGAGCAGUGAAGAUGAUGGUGAUUCUGAUUUUGGUGAGGAGGAGGAGGGGGGUGUGAGGAGGAUGACUGGUAGUAGUGCUGCAUUGGGAAAGUAUGAUAGGAAGAUAACCAAGAGAGUACCUUUGAAGUUCGUUGAAGAAGAGAGCAGUUUAAGCGAGGUGGAGAGGAUUAGGAAGGAGAUGAACGAAAGGAAAAUGUUGAGAAAUGAGGCGGAGAAGAGAUUUGAACGGGAGAAGAACGAGGAGGAUUCUGUUUUUAGUCAGAAGAGGUUUGAUGAAUGCAAUAUAUCUCUACUUACUCUGAAGGCACUCACUGCAGCUGGGUAUGUUCAAAUGACCAGGGUACAGGAGGCAACUCUUUCUGUUUCUCUUGAGGCAGGCAAAGAUGCUUUGGUCAAAGCCAGAACUGGGACAGGAAAAAGUGCUGCUUUUUUGCUUCCUGCAAUUGAAACAGUUUUAAAGCCUACAACAAGCAAUUCCCGUCAGCGGAUGCAUCCAAUAUCUGUUCUUGUUCUCUGCCCCACAAGAGAACUUGCAAGUCAAAUAGCUGCAGAAGCCAUUGCUAUGCUUAAGUUCCAUGAAGGCAUAGGAGUGCAGACGUUAAUCGGAGGCACACGCUUCAAAAUUGACCAGAAACGCCUAGAGUCAGAUCCAUGCCAGAUAAUAGUUGCAACUCCUGGUAGACUGCUGGAUCACAUUGAAAAUAAGUCUGGGUUAUCUGUGCGUUUGAUGGGAUUGAAAAUGCUCAUAGUCGAUGAAGCUGACCAUUUACUGGACCUGGGUUUCCGGAAGGAUAUGGAAAAAAUCGUUGAUUGUCUACCCCGUCAGAGGCAGUCCUUGCUGUUUUCUGCAACUAUGCCGAAAGAGGUUCGACGUGUAUCUCAGCUUGUUUUGAAAAGGGACCAUGUUUAUGUUGACACAGUUGGUCUUGGUUGUAUUGAAACUCCUGAAAAGGUUAAUCAGUCUUUUAUGGUUGCACCUCAUGAACUGCAUUUUCAAAUGGUACACCAUAUCUUGAAGGACCAUAUCUUUCGAACACCUGAUUACAAGGCCAUUGUUUUUUGUUCAACGGGAAUGGUUACAUCACUUAUGUAUCUACUUCUCCGGGAAAUGAAAAUGAAUGUUAGGGAGAUACAUUCUAGGAAGCCUCAAAUUUAUCGAACUCGAAUCUCUGAUGAAUUCAGGGAGUCAAAGCGACUGAUACUUGUUACAUCUGAUGUCUCCGCUCGUGGGAUGAAUUAUCCUGAUGUUACGUUGGUCAUUCAGGUUGGGAUUCCUUCUGACCGGGAGCAAUACAUACAUCGCCUUGGAAGAACUGGACGGGAAGGCAAAGAGGGGGAUGGCAUUCUGUUGAUUGCACCAUGGGAAGAAUAUUUUCUCGAUGAAUUGAAAGACCUUCCUCUUGAAAAAGCUGCUUUACCAUAUCUAGAUCCGGACAACAGACAGAAGAUGGAGGAUUCACUGACCAAAAUUGAUAUUAGUGUCAAGGAAGCAGCGUAUCACGCUUGGCUUGGAUAUUAUAACUCAAUCAGCGAUAUUGGAAGGGAUAAGACCACACUUGUUCAGCUAGCCAACAAAUUCUGUGAGUCAAUUGGACUAAAAACACCUCCUCCUCUUUUCAGAAAGACGGCUAUAAAAAUGGGUUUGAAAGAUAUCUCUGGUAUUCGACUUCGAAAGUAGCAGCAUCUUUUGGAAAGAUUUAAAAGCUGCAGAAUACUUCUGCUGUGAUAAAACGAAAAGGGAGUGUUGGAGCAACUCUUUGAAGUUGAAUGUCAUGAAUGCAAAAAAUACCAGCUUCAACCUAUGAUGAAUGGGAAAUAUCGGAGCCUACACCACUUUUUAAGCUUCUGCCUACAGUCUUGCGCUGCGAAUUUCUUCUAAGCUUUUGUAUUCUGAUUUGAUAGCCUUCGCCUGCAUUCGAUCACAUGGUGCUCCUGUAUCCAAGAAGGCAGUUUUUGGUAUUGGCAGCCAGACAUUGCUACUGGCAUAGGCCAUCUCUCAAGUAUGGCCGGUUAGCAUGUAAUGCAUGCUAUUUGGUCAAAUAUAGGAAUCAUAGUUUUAUCUCAAGCUGUAUGCCUUCGAAGCAUCAUGUUUCAUAUGAUGUCACCUUUUGAGAGAGAAUAACUUUGUUGUGAAAAGUGAUCCGGCUGAGUCUGAGGGCACAAUUAGUCAAUUACUGCACCAAAUUGGUUAUUGUAGUCCUAAGAUGAUUCAUAGUAGAAACUCUUAACAAAAACUUCAAAUGUUCAGUUUUUAUACACUUUUCAUA